CCAUUGUCCUUUGACCCGACUUCUGCACCGCUGCCAGCUGCGCGAAACCUCGUGGACGUCGUGGCGUUGUGCGCAGCAGCACUGCUUGUGUCCAGCUCGCCUGCUUGAUUCGAACGUGUUGGACUUAUCAAAUGACAUUGUCUGAGGGAGUGACGAGUAUAAAUAUCCCGCCAACAUGUCUCUCCGUGCCCCCACCCCCCUGCGAUCAACACCAUCUACUGCUCCUCUCGAGGCGAUGAUAGCGACCAAACAAGCCCAUAUUGAGGAGCUUGUUGCAGAACGACGUCCACUCGAGCAUACAAUCGGCAAGCUUCGCCAGUCACUCUGCGAAGAACAGGCGCGCGCAAAGGAUGCUAUCGCCAGUCUCGAGCUGCGGUGGAAGGAGGAGCGUGCCGAGUGGAGGGAGGGCUGCGACACGCUGCAGGCCGCCCACCGUAUCGCGCAUCUUCGAACCGCCGCCGACCUCGAUAGCGAGCGUUUGAGCAUCCUCAAGUCCCGCGAUGAAAUGAGGCGGGAGAGACUGGCCCGACUCCAGCGCGACUACCGACUAGUCGCCUUCCAGCGGAGGGAAUUCGAGCUCGAUAACCGCGUUUCCGAGCUCGAGUGGGCGUUGGAAGAUGUGAAGGCGAAUUACGAAGACGAUAUGGACGAGGUGAAAGAGGAUAUGGAGGAGAAGACCGCCGAGAUGGAAGCCAGACAUGCCAAGCUAACUCUUCAGCUACAGGAAGCUUCGGCGAAGUUGGCUGCCGCUCAGAAAGAGAUGCAGGACACCGAGAAAGCGAUAUCAAGGCUGCGUGCCGAACACACCACUGUUUUGGCCAAUAGAGACAGCGAAGCGACUUCCCUGGAGCGUGUCACGCUACAGUACGAGAGCCUGAAGACUGCGCAUGCCGAGCUCGAGGCGAAGUUCCGCGAAUCCGAGCACACGCGCGAAGAUUUGCGGCGGCAGGUUGACAAAUGGCGUAACCUCGAGAACCGUGAAGGUGCAGAGAUGGACGCACUGCGUCGGAGCCGCAUCGAGUUGGAGGUGCGCGUGCGAGAGCUGGAGUCUCGGCUGAAGGAAGCCGAGGCUGCCGUUGAGGAGAACAGAGCAGCAGUUGAUAAAGCGAAGGGUAAGACGGAAAAGUACAGGGCUGCACUCGAGGAACACAAGAAAACGAUCAACGACGCUUAUGAAGAACACGGCCGACUUGAAACAGAGUUGAGAGGAAUGAACUCACAACUCGAGGAUGCAAAGCGGCAGAUCGAGACCCUCGAGCUACGAUUGAGCGCGCAGAGGGCUAAGGCCGACGCUGCGACUGCAGAUACUCAAACUGCAGCUCGGUCAGGUGGGAAGCAGUCUAAGGGUAAGAAGAAAGCUUUUUCUCUCAGCGGAGAGUCAGAUUUCGAAAUGGAGAUCGAGGAAGUUUCCAUUCAGCAACCGCCUCCGCAAGCAGCCCCAUCAUUUGUUAAGGGACCAAAUGGUCAUCCGAAGCCGAGACCGGCGUAUAGGUCUCCUCAUCAGACGGUCCACACACAUGAUGGGUACGACGAGGAAGUUCAGGAAGUAGAGAGUACUCAGAGGUCGCAGAAGCAGAGAAGGGAGAACCGUCCAGCACCGCAGGCCUCUUCGUCUUCUAUUAAGGAAUCAAACGGUCGCCCUAGGCCGAGACCUGCGUACAAGUCUUCGCAAACUGUGGCGGAGACACACGCCGAGGAUGAUGAGAUAGAAGAGGUGGAGAGUCCGCAGACCACUCAGACACAGACAAAGGGGGCCGCCGACAAGUCCGGUCGACGCCGGAGUCCUAAUCACUACCAAGGCGACAAAGCAGGCGAACGCCACAGUCCCAGCCAUCAAGGCGGUCGCAAGCGGGGACGUCCAAAGAAGAAGCAGGAAGUGACGGUUGAGGACGAUGACGAUGGGGUGGAGAUCGUGGAGGAGAAGAGCACGCCGGCCAAGAAGGGCAAGCGCAAGGCGGGUCCUCCUGCGGAUGAAGAGGCAAGCGACAAGCAAGCAUUGCCGAGGAAGCGAAGCAAGAAAAAGAAGAUGCAGAGCUUGGUGGACGAUGAAGCUAGCGAGGGCGAGUCAACACAGAAGCAGCGAGGCAAGAAGAAGGCGAGGAAGGAUGAGGACGACGGCGAGGAGGAGGGUUUGUCUAGCAGACCGGUAUCGAGAGCUAGCAAGGUUUCCGGCAACCUUUCACACAAAGGAAACAGUAACCUAUCUUCCAUUAGGGAGGCUGAUCAUGGCGCGUCGGAUUCGGAUGGCAUCGUGGACAAAGAGGCCGCAAAGCCAAAGAAGAAGCGCAAGCUCGGUAUUUUUGGCUCUGCACGACCACAAUCCUUCGAGUGGAAUACUCUUGUUGGGACUGGGUCAACACUGGACAUACCUAUCAAUCUGUCACCAAUAAAGGAGAAUAGCUCGCGCACCCCGCGUGAGUUCCUGGGGCGGGCAAGUCUAGCGUUCGGGAGCAUUGCGAGUUUUGGGAGUCGGCGAUGAGGAACACAUGCGAUCUUUACGGUGAUAUAUGCUGAACAAUGCUUCUUGUAUGACACACAUUUUAGGAGCUACAUCUAUUCAUGCAGAGUAGGAACUCUUGAUUUGUCUUGUACCCAUCGCUCUCUUGCUUAACAGUCUAUGUGUCAAAGUUACCCCAGGUUCAACGGAGACUGUGCCAUCAUUUCAAGGCUGCAUGGCGUUUGCAGGUUCCGCGUAAUUGACUGGUGAUGCUUGAAGUUCCCUUCGCUAUUGUUGUUGUGCAAAGUCAAGUCUUAAAAUCAGUGGGUUUCGUGCACCGCUCCACUUCAGUCUUUAUGGUUUAAAGGCGUGCAUCUGAGCAUGCACACAACGCCGC
Messenger RNA from Laetiporus sulphureus 93-53, 2834 nucleotides. RefSeq lists its product as uncharacterized. The record is from RefSeq and is a predicted model, not a curated record. The transcript has 5 exons. The coding region runs from base 176 to 2479 and encodes 767 amino acids. NCBI's taxonomy places the organism in Eukaryota, Fungi, Basidiomycota, Agaricomycetes, Polyporales, Laetiporaceae.